AUGGCUCAUUAUCAACCUUCGAGCCAGGGUCAAGACCCCGAACUCGAGACCAGACUGAGAGGGUUAAUCCUGACGAACACGCCUGGAAGCAAUGGCAACAGUAUCUCUCACAGGGACCUUCUCGAAGGCUCAACAGAUGAUGCUCCCACUCCUUCUUCCCAGCAGUCACCCACCUCCCCCAAGAUGACGAGGAAGCGGCCGAACCAGGCUCAGCGUCGGCAAAUGAAUGCCCAAAUGACUAUUCCUGUCGACACGAGGCCCACUGCGCCGGUGCCUCCUCGUAAUUAUGGUCAGAAUCAAGGGUUCGCUGCCCACCACAAUGAACAGGGCUACCGUCAGGGGCCACCACGCCAGCCAUACACGCAACGCUCUGGUGGCAGUGCUGGCCAGUGGGCAGGGCCACAACACCACCAUCAAAAUCAGCACCAGCAUCAGCACGGCCAGGGACAGGGUCACUUCCAGGGACGAGGACAGCGAUAUGGAGCCCAUCAGUACCAGUCACACUCCUAUCAGGACCACGGCCCCUCCGGCCCGAGUGCGCCUCCCGGCUUCCGCCAAGACGGCAAUGUACCGCGUGGCGCCCAGCGCUCUCACGGACUGUACAACCCUCACGGAAACCAUCACGCCGCACCUCUGUCGCCUGAAGAGCUCGCUCAGCAGUCGGCUUAUCUUGAUGGCCUAAGCGAGACGCUGGUCGCGGGCGCAGAGAUUGAGCGAGACGACAUCAUGGAGAAAGAGUCAUUCCGCAUCAGGAUUCAAGAGAUCUGUCGACAGGUCAUUGUGCAGCACGAAGAGCAGACAAAUGGCAGAACUGGGUUUCCAGCCUCGUCAAUAGGAUUGGAAUGCUUCGGCAGCCUUUCCUCAGGCUUCGCUACGAAAGCGUCAGAUAUGGACCUCGGGCUCAUCUCGCCACUCUCUGUGCCCCAGCCUGACGGCGCUGACUCGGUGAUCCCUCGCCUCGUCGAGAAGGCUUUCCUCGAUGCCGGCCUGGGAGCGCGUCUCCUGACUAGAACACGAGUGCCUAUCAUCAAACUCUGCAGCAAGCCCUCAGAUUCGCUUCUCUUAGGUCUACUAGAGGAACGAGACAAGUGGGAAAGGGGCAUCGACAACGACCCUCUUGGAGCAGCCGAGGCCGAGGAUGGUGAUGAACCUGUCCAGGACCAAGAUGAAGAGCAGCAGCCCAAGACUCCUACGGUUGCGGCCCAGUCACAGCUUGCUGCGUCAACAGGCGACCCGAAUGCUGCCCCGAAGCCCUCCGUGGACCAGCCACAGAGCUUGAAGCUCCGUCAGACUGAGAAACAGAAUCUCACCUCUUACUAUAACAAUGCCAAACGUGCCUUGAGACGCCUCAAUGGACGUGACAUUACCCUGUCAAACCAUACUACUUUUUCAAGAGAAGACUUUGAAAUCCUGACGCGGGUCUGCGAGGCCUUUGUCGAAGGCCUCUACGAUCAGACACUCAAGGCCAGGCUCCAGGGCUACCAAUCGCUCCUCUUCCGUCGCCACAAUGACGACGAGUGCUCACACUCGCUGCUGGGUGUCUUCACGCAAGUGGAAGGCGAAAUGCUUGCCAUGGGUUGGGAGCAUCGUACGACACAGGAGAAGUCUGCCGAUGCCGAAAAGGCUGCGGAAGUGUGUGUACUCGGUUGGAAGAAGUUGCAGAAUCAGCCGGUGGCUGGAAGUGAUCCCCUCCAGCAUGCCAAGCAUCUACAGCUGUAUCUGCAUAGACUCAAGAAGCUCAACUCGGUUCAGCUCGUCACGCUGCAGCAGACCCAAUUCGAGUCAGCGAGUGAUUACCACGAGCGUGUUACGAAACUCGUCGUAAACUUGCGCCCUGCAGCCUUGCUUGCCGAGAAGGGCGAAGAUUUGUUCCAAGAGCUCGUCAUCAAGCACUACGUUGAAGGCAUUUGGUCUUUUGAGGUACAAAAGCAAGUUGGCGAUUUUGUUGCUGCUAUAUCAGGCCCCAUCAGCCUUGGAACCGUGGCACGUCGCCACAAAAGUCUGCAACUGGCGUUUGAGUUUGAUCGAGCCCUUGAGCACCACGCAUACGACAGCCGUCUUGAGCCUGUGAUCAAGCAAUACGUUGCACUACUCCGCGGCGACACGAACCAGCCAGGCGACGCGAGCACGCUUGCCCUAGCGGCACCCGAGUCUCAGCAGGUCCUCCAGGUCAUCCUCGCGCUAUCCGACCCUUCGAAACUGACAGCCAACCAACCACGCGAUCGGUACCGCGAUAACCUCGAGUUCCCCAAGUCGGGCGUCGGCGUCCAGUGCGAUAUCAACUUUGCCGCCCAUCUUGCGCUCCAGAACACCCUCCUGCUCCGCUGCUACUCUCACACGGACCCGCGCGUGCGCACGCUCGUGCUCUUCGUCAAGCACUGGGCCAAGUCUCGCGCUAUCAACACCCCCUACCGCGGCACCCUCAGCAGCUACGGGUACGUGCUUAUGAUGCUGCACUACCUCGUCAAUGUCGUCGAGCCCUUUGUCUGCCCAAACCUGCAGCACCUCGGUCCGCCGCCACCGCCGCAGGAUCCUUCCACUUACCCGGACGCCGACGGCCUCAUCUGCCGUGGCCGCUUCGUGGGCUUCUGGCGCGACGAGGCCGAAAUUCAGCGCCUCGCGCGCGCACGCCAGCUCAACGGCAAUGACCACUCGGUCGGCCGCCUGCUGCGCGGCUUCUUCGAGUACUACGCCCACACGGGCACCCUGUCGACCAACCCCAAGGCACGCGGCUUCGACUGGGGUCGCGAUGUUCUGAGCCUGCGCACCCCGCGCGGCCUGCUCAGUAAACAGACCAAGGGCUGGACGGGCGCCAAGACGGUACUCGAGAACGUGCCGUCCCCAGCCGGCGCGCCCACUGCCGCCAACGCCAACGCCAACGCCGCCGAGGCCAAGCCCGUCGAGGUCAAGGAGGUCCGGCACCGCUACCUGUUUGCCAUUGAGGACCCCUUUGAGCUGGACCAUAACGUCGCGCGGACGGUCACGCAUAAUGGAAUCGUCGCGAUCCGGGACGAAUUCCGGCGCGCGUGGCGGCUCAUUCGCGCUGCCGGCAAGGGGAACCUCGGUGGAGGUGGGGGCGGUGCUGCUGCUGCUGGGGACGCGGAGAGCGAGGAGCUCCUUCAGGAUGUUAAGACUGUUCGCAAGGAGAGCGACGCCGGCGAGUUCCGCAGUUUGCUGGCCGAGAUACACGGCGUGGAGAGGGCGGAGCUGGAGACGUUGGCCGCGGCCAUCCCAUCGUGA
This is a messenger RNA of Verticillium alfalfae VaMs.102, 3240 nucleotides long. RefSeq names its product caffeine-induced death protein. Lineage: Eukaryota; Fungi; Ascomycota; Sordariomycetes; Glomerellales; Plectosphaerellaceae. The record is from RefSeq and is a predicted model, not a curated record. Gene Ontology annotation, biological process: RNA 3'-end processing. Bases 1 to 3240 code for a protein of 1079 amino acids. The transcript has a single exon. Gene Ontology annotation, molecular function: RNA uridylyltransferase activity.